CUAAUAUUAUAACCACUUUAAGUAUUUAUGUUCUAGCUAACUCCAAAUAUCUUUGUCACCUAACUACAUUAUAAUAUGACGUCGUGGAAAUUAACAAAAAAAAGUGUUUGAAUCACAUUUGAUUUGAGCACGUCGACAAGUGAACUUUGUGUAUUAAAAUUGAAAUCUUUUGUAUGUUCUUUAUUCAAUAUUUUAACAUUUGAAUAAUCGCUACUAAAUCAAAUUCCAGAGUAUGACGUGCUAUUAAUACCAGUACAGAAAAUUCCGAUCAAAACGAAAAAUGUUAUCUACGCACCAAUGAGACAGAGAUCAUCAAAAAGAUUAAAAAAGGAUGACUUUGAUAGACUUGACAUUGAGUCUUAUGAGGAGGCGACAGAAAUGCCAGAUGUAGACAGCUUUGAUUAUGGUAAAGACCGAGAUGGAGAGAGGACUGAGGAAUCUCAUGAUUUUGAAUCUAAUUAUGGAGAUGAUAAAAUUGUUGGUGGUGUAGAAGUUGAUAUAAAUCUGUAUCCCUACCACGUGUCUUAUGGUACUAACUGUGGUGGAGCUAUCGUUGAUAAGAGAUGGGUUGUAACAGCUGGACAUUGUGGGAAAAAGCCGUACAUAAGAGCGGGUUCAAAAUAUAUAAAUCAGGGAAAGAAGAUAUCUGUCAAAAGAGGCUAUGUACAUCCAAUGUGGUCAUCUAAGAAGAAAGACCAUCCAUUUGACUACGAUUUCCAAUUAUUAGAGUUGAGUGAACCCUUGAAAUUUGACGAAAAUAUCCAGCCAAUCAAAAUAGCUCACAUUGAAGACAUGGUUAUUGGUAAAGUUGUUACAGUCACUGGUUGGGGUAAUACUGAAGAAAAUGGUCCAUAUUCAAAUGUACUACGAGCCGUAAGAGUACCAAUUAUAUCCAAGGAGCACUGCCAAAAUGUACCGUUCCCGUACUUUAGAGGAACUUUGACAGCUAGAAUGUUCUGUGCUGGGUAUGCUGAAGGGAAGAAAGACGCUUGCCAGGGUGAUUCCGGUGGACCCGCAGUGGCUUACGACCGUCUCCUGGGAAUGGUUUCCUUCGGCUACGGCUGCGCAACUCCUGGAUCUUAUGGUGUCUACAGUAAAAUUGCCAAAGUCAGGAGUUGGGUGGAACAGACAACUGGAAUUAAAUUUGACUAAACGAUUUUGUACAGACUCGAAAUAUAAUAUUUUGGAACGUUGUGAAUUUUAUUUCUGUAUCUUAUUUUUGUUGUAUUGUUGUUAAUGUCUUGUUGUAUUCAUCUUCAUUUUUAAAAAAGGUAAUAAUUUCAAAAUAUGCUAUUAUUAUUUCAUACUCCUGUUCUACUUGCAUUGUUUAUGGAUGUAGCUUGUAAUAUUGUGUAACUUAAAAAAUAUUAUCAAAAAUCUUAAAAU
Messenger RNA from Helicoverpa zea (corn earworm), 1386 nucleotides. Its product is annotated as trypsin-1-like. Gene Ontology annotation, molecular function: serine-type endopeptidase activity. The transcript has 4 exons. NCBI's taxonomy places the organism in Eukaryota, Metazoa, Arthropoda, Insecta, Lepidoptera, Noctuidae. The coding region runs from base 298 to 1152 and encodes 284 amino acids. The record is from RefSeq and is a predicted model, not a curated record. Gene Ontology annotation, biological process: proteolysis.